UCCCAAUACUCUUGUAUCCAAAUCUCUGUUCAUUAGAUCAAUCGACUGAAAAUAUCUUAAAUAGAGCGAUCAAAUGGAUUCUUUUCCAAGUACGAAAAGUAUACAUAAAGGGUCGAUCCAGUAGCAAAGUAGUGGAAGAUUUUCAAGUAGUCACAUAGGCGAAGGUGAUGAACACAACAUUUCCCAAAACGAGAAAGAAACCUUAAUUUUUCUGUGUAAAAUUAGCGACUUAAUUGGUGAAGAAGCCUAUAUUUUCAGAACACUGUUACUGUCUUGUCUUCAAAUAUAUAUAUAUCCCUUUUCCAAACCACCCCAAGAUCUAUCCCUCUUCGUAUUCUUUCAUCCUUGUGUCACAGUUUCUUUACCCUAUGUUUACUUACAUAGACAGAGACUUGGGAUUCUGAUAUAAACUGAUGGCACUCUCAAGAAACUACAAGCUAGCUCUCAGUUUUGCUGUCACUGCAGCUACCCUUUUCUUUUCUCUCUCGUUACUCAUUCCCAAAUCAGUUGGGAUUGGGCCAUCGAGCUACAGUGCAACCGAGGAGCUAAGGAAAAUGGUUUUGGGAUCAAGACCGCCGGGUUGCGUGAACAAAUGCAUGAAUUGCAGGCCAUGUGAGGCCACAGUAGUGAUUCCUCCCCACCGGAAAAAGGUCUAUGAGAAAUCAUCAAAUAGAGAAGAUGACACUUACUAUCUUCUCUCAUGGAAAUGCAGGUGCUGAGCUAAGCUGUAUCAACCUUGAAAUUAAUCUAUUAUAACAACAAAUUAAUAUAAUAAUUAGCUUAAUAUUGUUGAUUUCUCAUUGCCAUUUAA
Molecule: messenger RNA, 811 nt
Organism: Olea europaea var. sylvestris
Lineage: Eukaryota; Viridiplantae; Streptophyta; Magnoliopsida; Lamiales; Oleaceae
Product: EPIDERMAL PATTERNING FACTOR-like protein 8
Exons: 2
Coding region: 414-719 (101 amino acids)
Biological process (GO): stomatal complex development; guard cell differentiation
Source: RefSeq, a predicted model, not a curated record